AUGACUACUAGUUCUAGGAGCAGGAGGCCGCAGGUCAAGAAGGCUUCGCUGGAUAGGCCGCCGUCGAUUGUGGUUAAUGGAGAGGGCGAAGAGGACGCUCCUUUGGCGGAGAGCGUGCGUAGCGCUGAUUGGGAAAUUGUGGCUGAUGAUUCUGAGGACGAUGAUUCCGAUGGAGUCGUGAUUGAUGUGGAGAACCAGAAUGCUGAUAGAACAGAAGCUUCCGAUAGCACCAUGUUUCGUCGAUGGAGUAACUCUCACCACAGUGAGGAAGAUGACUCGCUGCAGUUUGAAUCUAAGAUCAUGGGCAUCGGAGGCAAAGUCGGCAGGAAUUACAGCGGGAGUGAUUCGACUUCGUCGACUUUCGUCGGGACACUUCAUCCCGGAACGCCUGGUCCUCGAGGCCAGUACAUGGUUCCAAGCAGUUACAGUUUCCCAAGGUCGAUGAGUACUCCCUCAAGGAAGAUUGAAGGGAGUUCGGCCACGUCUGGUGGUUCCAGAAGCAGUGGUUUCCCAAAGUCCAGGACUAUGGUGGGCCCUGAUGCUCAUUCAGGAUCUUCGGUUCUCAUCUGCCACAAGUGCGGGGAGCAAUUCAAGAAGUUGGAUGCUGUUGAAGCUCAUCAUCUCUCCAAACAUGCUGUAACUGAACUAAGUGAUGGAGAUUCAUCCAAAAGGAUAGUGGAAAUAAUCUGCCAAACGAGCUGGUUGAAGUCUGAGCACAGCAGUUGUGAACAGAUUGAGAGGGUUGUGAAGUACUUCUUGGAUGCUAAGACUUUUCAAAAGGUUAAGUUUGUGUACCUGAAGAACAACGACAGUGUCGAGCUCAUGAGAUCAUUCUUUGAUGAGGAGAACCUUCCUACUGAGUUCGGAGGAAGAGCAAAACUGAAGUACGACCAUGAAGAAUUCUCUAGGCUAAUGGGUUUGAGUUUUUGGCUUUAG
Eucalyptus grandis is the source of this 936-nucleotide messenger RNA. RefSeq lists its product as uncharacterized. Lineage: Eukaryota; Viridiplantae; Streptophyta; Magnoliopsida; Myrtales; Myrtaceae. The record is from RefSeq and is a predicted model, not a curated record. Gene Ontology annotation, molecular function: phosphatidylinositol transfer activity. The transcript is spliced from 5 exons. Bases 1 to 936 code for a protein of 311 amino acids.